CUUCUUUUUUCACUCAGCAGAGAGAGAUUUCAAUAUCUUCUCUCCCCCUUCCCUAUAAACAAAGGAAACACGACGACAAUAACAACACCAUUAAUAACAACAACAUCUCAUAUUCUUUCUCUCUGAUUUAAUCCCCAAACCCUAGAACAAAUCUCAAAAAUCGAAACCUCAAUUCUCGAUCACCAGGGUUUAGAUGCUGCUGCUGAUGAAUUAGUUCGAUUUGAAGUGAAGUUGAAUUAGAGGAUUCUUUUUUUUGAAGUUCUGGAUCUGUUGAAUUAAAAGAUGGGGAAAGGAGGAGAAGGUGUUACGAAAACUAUAACAACAGAUAAGGAGAAGUUUCCAGCAUGGGCGAAAGAUGUAUCAGAUUGUUUGAGAGAGUUUAAAGUUGAUAAAGAAUUUGGAUUAACCAAAGAAGAAGUUGAGAAACGUCGUCAGAUCUAUGGUUUGAAUGAAUUAGAGAAACAUGAUGGUCCUUCAAUUUGGAGUUUGGUUUUAGAUCAGUUUAAUGAUACUCUAGUUAGGAUUUUACUUGUUGCUGCUGUUAUCUCUUUUGUUUUAGCUUGGUAUGAUGGUGAUGAAGGUGGUGAGAUGGGAAUUACGGCUUUUGUUGAGCCGUUGGUGAUUUUCUUGAUCUUGAUUUUGAAUGCCAUUGUCGGAGUUUGGCAGGAGAGUAACGCUGAGAAGGCUUUGGAAGCUUUGAAAGAGAUACAGUCUGAGACGGCUAAUGUUAUUCGUGAAGGGAAACAUAUUCAUAAUCUUCCUGCCAAAGAGCUUGUUCCUGGUGAUAUUGUUGAGCUGAAAGUUGGUGAUAAGAUUCCAGCUGAUAUGAGAGUAUUGAAUCUGAUAAGUUCUACAGCGAGGAUUGAACAAGGUUCUUUGACAGGAGAGAGCGAGGCUGUGAAUAAAUCAAACAAAGCUGUUUCUGCUGAUACUGAUAUUCAAGGCAAAAGGUGUAUGGUUUUCGCUGGAACCACGGUUGUUAAUGGAAACUGUAUUUGUUUGGUUACUCAGAUUGGUAUGAACACUGAGAUUGGGAAGGUGCAUUCUCAGAUUCAUGAAGCUUCUCAAAACGAAGAUGAAACUCCACUUAAGAAGAAACUGAAUGAAUUUGGAGAAGCUCUCACAGCUAUUAUUGGAGUUAUAUGUGUGCUUGUAUGGUUGAUCAAUGUCAAGUACUUCUUUACUUGGGAGUAUGUGAAUGGUUGGCCUGCAAAUUUCAAGUUCUCUUUCGAGAAAUGCACAUAUUACUUUGAGAUUGCUGUGGCCUUGGCUGUUGCUGCAAUCCCAGAAGGUCUUCCAGCAGUCAUUACAACUUGUUUGGCGUUGGGAACUCGUAAGAUGGCUCAGAAGAAUGCACUAGUUCGGAAGUUGCCCAGUGUUGAAACUCUGGGUUGUACUACUGUGAUUUGUUCUGACAAAACUGGUACACUUACCACCAAUCAGAUGGCAGUUUCAAAGCUUGUGGCAGUGGGAGCUGAUACUGAAAGGGUUCGCACUUUCAAAGUUGAUGGAACCACAUAUAGUCCCUUGGAUGGGAAAAUUCAUGAUUGGCCCGCUGGUCGUUUGGAUUCAAAUCUGCAAACAAUUGCUAAAAUUGCUGCUGUCUGCAAUGAUGCAUCUGUGACACAAUCAGGGUCACAAUACAUUGCCAAUGGAAUGCCUACUGAGGCAGCACUCAAGGUUCUGGUUGAGAAAAUGGGGCUUCCUGAAGGGCUUGAUCGCUCGUCAUCGGCUUCUGAUGUUUUGUCAUGUUGCAAGCGUUGGGGAGUUGUUGAACGUCGGAUUGCAACCCUUGAGUUUGAUCGUGAUAGAAAGUCUAUGGGAGUUAUUGUGAAGUCAUCAUCUGGGAAAAAUACACUACUUGUAAAGGGUGCGGUAGAGAAUCUUCUGGAGAGAAGUAACUACAUUCAGCUUCUCGACGGUUCUGUUGUAAAAUUGGAUCACAGUUCACGGACCCUUAUUUUAGAAUCUCUUCAUGAGAUGUCAUCAACUGCACUACGUUGUUUGGGUUUUGCCUACAAGGAUGAGCUUGCGGAAUUUGCAACUUAUAACGGUGAUGAAGACCAUCCAGCUCAUGAGCUUUUACUUCACCCAUCAAACUAUUCCUCAAUCGAGAGUAAUCUCAUUUUUGUUGGCUUAGCUGGACUGAGGGACCCUCCAAGGAAGGAGGUACACCAAGCAAUUGAGGACUGUAGAGCUGCAGGCAUCCGCGUCAUGGUUAUAACAGGAGAUAACAAAAGCACUGCCGAAGCUAUCUGUCGUGAAAUUGGUGUAUUUGGCCAAUAUGAAGACAUUAGUUCUAAAAGCUUAACAGGGAGAGAGUUUAUGGAGCACCCUAAUCAGAAAAAGCAUUUGAGACAAACUGGUGGGCUUCUGUUCUCUAGAGCGGAACCAAAGCAUAAACAAGAUAUAGUGAGGUUACUUAAAGACGACGGCGAGGUGGUUGCAAUGACUGGAGAUGGGGUGAACGAUGCACCUGCUUUGAAACUGGCCGAUAUUGGUAUUGCUAUGGGCAUUGCUGGAACUGAGGUUGCAAAAGAAGCCUCUGACAUGGUGUUGGCAGAUGAUAACUUCAGUACUAUUGUUGCUGCAGUUGGUGAAGGAAGAUCUAUCUAUAACAACAUGAAGGCCUUUAUCAGGUAUAUGAUCUCCUCAAAUAUGGGAGAAGUUGCUUCCAUAUUUCUGACAGCAGCUUUGGGCAUUCCAGAAGGUUUAAUCCCUGUUCAACUUUUAUGGGUCAACCUUGUUACCGAUGGCCCCCCUGCAACGGCUUUGGGUUUCAAUCCACCUGAUAAAGAUAUCAUGAAGAAACCACCACGCAGGAGUGAUGACUCUUUAAUUAGCCCCUGGAUCUUAUUCCGCUACCUGGUCAUUGGGCUCUAUGUUGGAGUUGCAACAGUUGGUGUCUUUGUCAUAUGGUUUACACAUGGUUCCUUCAUGGGUAUUGAUCUUAGCGGAGAUGGCCACACCCUCGUUACCUACUCACAACUCUCAAACUGGGGCCAGUGCUCAACCUGGGAGGGCUUCAAAGUUUCCCCAUUCACAGCUGGGUCACAGAACAUCACCUUUGAGAACCCUUGUGACUAUUUCACCACUGGCAAAGUGAAAGCAAUGACCCUUUCUCUUUCUGUUUUGGUCGCCAUUGAGAUGUUCAACUCCCUAAAUGCUUUGUCCGAGGAUGGAAGUCUGGUGACAAUGCCUCCAUGGGUCAACCCAUGGCUCCUUGUUGCCAUGUCAGUCUCCUUCGGCCUUCACUUCUUGAUCCUUUAUGUCCCAUUCCUUGCUCAAGUAUUUGGCAUUGUACCUCUCAGCCUGAACGAAUGGCUCUUGGUGUUGGCUGUUGCAUUGCCUGUGAUUCUGAUCGAUGAGGUUCUUAAGUUCAUUGGACGGUGUACAAGUGUUUCAGGUGCCAGCUCUUUGAGGAAACCCAAGUCCGACUGAAGAACUGAAGAAUUGAAGAAAGUGACUUGAAAAAGAGUUCCACGAAGUUUGCUGGAAUGCUUUCUUUGUCAGAUAGACUGGAAUCAAAAUCUAACAUAAUGGUGGUUCAGAUGCCAGGUGCAUUUAUUAUUUCCCAUCGACUCUGUUUGGUUUGAUCCACCCUUUAACCCUAACCUCAUUCUUUUCUGUAAGUGAGGUUGGUUGAAAUUGGACCUUGAAGAAAUAGCUAUAGUAGUAUAUUUGUGAAGAGUGAUUUUGGGACUCCCAUAGAAAGUAGAAACCUGGCGAGACCCAAAUUCAGUUCUAUCCCUCUUAUUUUCUUUUCUUCAUAAACUCAUUUUUGACUUCAGAAAUUUGUAAACAUAGAAGCUGUUAUUGCUGUCUGUUACAUUCUUAUUAUACUGCAUUUUUUAUACUUUGCAA
Molecule: messenger RNA, 3864 nt
Organism: Papaver somniferum (opium poppy)
Lineage: Eukaryota; Viridiplantae; Streptophyta; Magnoliopsida; Ranunculales; Papaveraceae
Product: calcium-transporting ATPase 4, endoplasmic reticulum-type-like
Exons: 9
Coding region: 283-3441 (1052 amino acids)
Biological process (GO): intracellular calcium ion homeostasis; calcium ion transmembrane transport
Cellular component (GO): membrane
Molecular function (GO): ATP binding; ATP hydrolysis activity; P-type calcium transporter activity
Source: RefSeq, a predicted model, not a curated record